This is a messenger RNA of Parasteatoda tepidariorum (common house spider), 1639 nucleotides long. Its product is annotated as very long chain fatty acid elongase 7. Gene Ontology annotation, cellular component: endoplasmic reticulum membrane. Gene Ontology annotation, molecular function: fatty acid elongase activity. The record is from RefSeq and is a predicted model, not a curated record. NCBI's taxonomy places the organism in Eukaryota, Metazoa, Arthropoda, Arachnida, Araneae, Theridiidae. Gene Ontology annotation, biological process: fatty acid elongation, monounsaturated fatty acid; fatty acid elongation, saturated fatty acid; sphingolipid biosynthetic process.
UCAUUGGAUAUGAAGUCCGUUGAGAGAACACUUUCACGUGUUAAACAACAUCCGUGUUUGACCUACUCUCUCGGUCGAGAAAAGUGUUCCAGUUGAAAGUGAAAAACUACAGGUGUUGGUUCGAUCUCAAAAAGUGUGAUUCGAUUGCUCACCUCUUUAUUUGCAAAAAGUCAACAGGAAAAACUAAUCUGGGUCAACAAAUCCUCUUAAAAAUUGAAAAAGCUCACUUUUCCAAAUUUAUUCAAAGAUGCUUGAAAAACUCAAUGAGGGAUUUCAAUAUUUUCUUGACCAAGGAGAUCCCCGGGUUAAAAACUGGCCAUUAAUGCAGACUCCUUUUCCUGGCUAUGCCAUGAUAGCAGCUUACAUCUAUUUUGUGACAGUAGCUGGACCACGGUUCAUGAAAAAUCGACAACCCUAUCAACUAAACACACUUAUGGUCUUUUACAAUUUUCUAAUGGUCAUAAUUAACUUCGCUGUAUUCAUGGGAAUGGGAUGGUAUGGAUGGUUCAAUGAUUAUAGUCUUGUUUGUCAACCAGUCGACUAUUCUAAUGCACAUAAAGCUGUUAUGAUGGUGCGAUUUGGAUAUUUAUUUUAUUUAACGAAAUUUGUUGAGUUUUCUGACACGCUAUUUUUCGUCUUCCGCAAGAAAUAUAGUCAAAUAACAGCCCUGCAUGUCAUACAUCACAGCAUUGUUCCAUUCAGCUUAUGGUUUGGAAUAAAGUUCGCGCCAGGUGGUCACAAUUCCUUAUUUCCAUUGAUGAAUUCUUUUGUUCACGUGAUCAUGUAUUCUUAUUAUGGAUUAGCAGCUAUGGGAGAAAAGUAUAGGAAGUAUUUGUUCUGGAAGAAGUACAUGACCUACAUCCAAUUGCUUCAAUUUGUCGUUAUCAUCGUCCAUACAGCAUCUCUGGUCAUCAAUAAAUGUGAUUCUACAUACAUUUUCAUCUGUCUGAAUUUCCUACACGCUUUGCUAUUCUUUGGCCUUUUCCUCAAUUUCUUCUUCCAAACUUACAUGAAAAAAUCUGCCCACAAGUCUGCGCAAGCUAAGCUAUCGACAAAUUACAAGUCCACUGAAAUUAGCAAUGGUAAAUUGAUGGAAAAUGGCAACGGGAGUGCGAAGCACCGUCUUUCCUACACCUUUGAUGAUGGCAACGAUGAAAAUUCUAGAAUUUGUCAUGAAGCUCAACGUUGGCAAGAUUUGAAUGGCAAUUACAAUUCUGUUGUGAGCAAUGCAAAGGAACGUGACAGUCCCCUUGGUGAUAUAACAAACGGUAAAGUGAAGAGUACGUGAGACUUAUGAUGUACAUGAGACUGUACGCGAGAUUUGUAUAGGGUGUCCCAAAACAAACACAUGACUUACACUUAUAUCCGAAAACGACAAUAUAUAGAAUCGAUGAUAGUCAAUGUUUUGUCAUGCUCAGUAUGCUAGUGAUUACUUUCCAACUAGCAGCAAACUACGCAUACUCACAUUUUAUAGGAUCUAUUCAAUAAAUCUUAAUCUAUAACUCUUGGGUCAGUAAAGCUCGGUUAGUUAUUAAUCACAAUUAGUUGUAGACCUGACUUAUUUGCAAUUUACAUAACCUGGCCAAAAUCUGGUACAUACCUCAAAGUUUAAUAUUCUCAGACAGUCGGCAAUAAUUUU